Messenger RNA from Gasterosteus aculeatus aculeatus (three-spined stickleback), 2081 nucleotides. It is a transcript of the gene tnfsf11, whose product is annotated as TNF superfamily member 11. Gene Ontology annotation, cellular component: membrane. The record is from RefSeq and is a predicted model, not a curated record. Gene Ontology annotation, molecular function: tumor necrosis factor receptor binding. Gene Ontology annotation, biological process: immune response. NCBI's taxonomy places the organism in Eukaryota, Metazoa, Chordata, Actinopteri, Perciformes, Gasterosteidae.
UCUCGCGAACUCUCCUCCCAGCCUCGCACUGAGUCUGGGACCUGGCCCCGCGGCUGAACGGCACACACACGCAGAGCGCGCACCAUGGCAGCUACGCACGGCGAGUACCGAGGCUACCUGCGGAACGCCGCCGACAUGGAGGCCGGCCAGCACCGCUUCCACCCGGUGCAGAGCUCGGAGACCACGUACCGGCCGCUCCUGUUCGGGACCCUGGCCGUUAUGGGAUUGCUUCAGGUGGCUUCCAGCGUGGCGAUCUUAUUGCACCUGACGGGUUACCUGCAAGAGGUGGAUCUGUCCACAGCUCCACGUGGGCCGAUAGAGGAAGUGCAGACGGAGCCGGUGCUGAACGCCCUGAGGGACCCCAAGAGAAAACGCUGCAAAACGUCCAAAGAGAGCCUUCCAUCGGCUCACCUGCCCAUCCAGACCAAGACCAAGUACCCGCCGAAGCUGGAGGCCGUCGUCGUUAACUGGGACGGGGAGCAGCGGUACCGCAACAGAAUGGAGUACCAGGACAGCAAACUGCUGGUGGGCGAGUCCGGCUUCUACUACGUUUACACCAAGAUCUGCUUCCGCUACUACCGGCUGGACGGCGACAGUCCGACCCGCCCCCCGGUGGACGUCAGCAACACGCAGCUCAUCCAUUACGUCUACCACGAGAGCAGCAAGCACAAAAGCACGGCCAAGCUGAUGAAGACGGGCAGCACCAUGCACUGGAACCUCACCACCUACAACAUGUACUGCGCCCAGCAGGGCCGAGGGGUCCGGCUGGACCAGGGGGACGCCUUGUACGUCGAGGUGUCCAACGCUUGGAUGCUGGACCUGGAGGGAGAAGGGACGUAUUUCGGGGCCAUAAAGUUGGGUAACUGAAAAGGGAACGAGGUGGGGAGCGGACAUGCUACUGAACAUUCCAUACGCCAAAGAACCACUGUUAGCGAUCUUAGAGUGUUGACUAAGUUUGUUUUCUGUCUGUGUGUGUUUUUUUGUUGUUUUAACAUUGCUCUUCACCAAAUUGCCGAGUCGUGUGUGUGUGGGAGGGGGGCGGGGGGAGGUGAUGGAACAGCUUAUCGCCUAUUUAGAAACAUUUUAUUUGGUAUUACAACAUUUAGACUUAAGCACAAAUUAAACAUAUCGCGGGUGAUCAAACCAGCGAUAAGGGAUUUAUCCAUGUUGAAUCUUGGGAGGAGAGAUUUUCCAAAAAACAGCGUUGAGCAUCUGCUUCUAUUCAGCAGAUUAUAGCAGAAUAAAAAUGACUCCCGGGUCGGACCCACGGCAGGGACACACAAACGUUUAGCCAGUAGGCAACUAAUCGGCGGUUAGACGGUGAGUUAUAUCACCCUCCACAUCUCUAAAGAUUCGCUCUGACUCAGACUUUUGUUUCCUGAAGCGACGGAAGCCGUUUGAAAACAAGGUCAUGCGCGCCUGCGCUCCACAAACUCCACAAACUUGUAUUCCGCUUUUUGCGUCCUAAAGAAAUCCGAGAGCGGCCUGCUUCGUGAGGGCAAUUGUGCGACAAUGUCAUUUUAAACCAAGGUGGGAAUGACGAUCAACCAACAAUGCAGAUAGCUGGACUGUCUGACCAAAAAUCACAGCAAGGGACUCUUUGUCUUUUUUUAACUAGAGGAACCGAAUUGAGUUUGGUUCAUCUUUAACUUAAAUUUUGUUUUUCUUUUGGCUCUGCAGUGGGGUCAAUGGGAAUAUGCACUAAGUAUUUAUUUAUUAGCCGUAGAAGUACAGAGACAGGUCAUUGUUAAAGUGACCAUACAGCUGUAAAAAAAAAAAAAUACAUGUUAUGUUUUGUGUCUGUGUGACAUUCAUUAUGCAGCACUUAGGAAAGUAGUAGACACGCUUUUUGCUAUUAAAACACAGGGGCUCCAUUUAAAAUUCUAUAUUUAUGUAUCUUGAUUUUGACAAUUCUGUGUGCACUUGCCUAGCCAAAUGUGGAUGUGUUGCUCCUCCUACAAGACUGUAGCAUAAGAUCUUCAUCUGACUUCAUCUGCUAGAUUCUUUUUCCAUUUAGUGUUUUUAUUUUUUAUUUAUAUCUUUGUAUGUUUUAAUAAUAAAAAAAAAAACUACUUUUGUAA